This is a messenger RNA of Pseudogymnoascus destructans, 351 nucleotides long. It is a transcript of the gene ACSM5, whose product is annotated as Acyl-coenzyme A synthetase acsm5, mitochondrial. The transcript is spliced from 2 exons. Bases 1 to 351 code for a protein of 116 amino acids. The record is from RefSeq and is a predicted model, not a curated record. Gene Ontology annotation, biological process: fatty acid biosynthetic process; acyl-CoA metabolic process. Lineage: Eukaryota; Fungi; Ascomycota; Leotiomycetes; Thelebolales; Thelebolaceae. Gene Ontology annotation, cellular component: mitochondrial matrix. Gene Ontology annotation, molecular function: fatty-acyl-CoA synthase activity; fatty acid ligase activity.
AUGGCAGUGUUGAUAGACGAUAUAUCAUCCAAAGAAUUCUUCGGCAUCUUCGAUGGAUACUUAAAUGAUGAUGAUACGGUUGGCCGGCGAGAAAAAAUAUUCACCAAGAAUGGAGAGAGAAAAGUUUGGUACCUGACGGGAGACAAGGCGAGGAGGGAUAACGACGGCUAUUUCUGGUUUGUUGGUCGGUCAGACGAUGUCAUCAACUCUUCUGGAUAUCGCAUCGGUCCCUUUGAAGUAGAAUUGACUUUGAAACUACACCCAUCAGUAGUUGAAUCCGCCGUGAUAUCCUCUCCAGAUCCAAUCCGAGGGGAGGUCGUGAAGGCCUUUGUCGUUUUGACCCAUGAAUGA